GGCGGGAGCGGGAGGAGCAGGAGAUGCUGCCAGCCCUCCCGGGGCCGCGCUCGCUCAUCCGCCGCCGCCACACGGAGCAGACGCGCGCCGGGAGCCGCGGGCCGGGCCAGCCGGGCCGCCGGGGCCCAGUGCGCCGCGCUCGCAGCCGGUAGCGCCGCCAGCGUCGUCGGCGCUCGCUCGGCAGCCGCGGGGCCCUAGGCCGUGCCGGGGAGGGGGCGAGGGCGGCGCCCAGGCGCCUGCCGCCCCAGAGGCAGGAUGAGCAUCGAGAUCCCGGCGGGACUGACGGAGCUACUGCAGGGCUUCACCGUGGAGGUGCUGAGGCACCAGCCCGCGGACCUGCUGGAGUUCGCGCUGCAGCACUUCACGCGCCUGCAGCAGGAGAACGAGCGCAAAGGCACCGCGCGCUUCGGCCAUGAGGGCAGGACCUGGGGGGACGCGGGCGCCUCUGCCGCCGCUGCCGGGGGUGGGACCCCCAGCAAGGGGGUUAACUUCGCCGAGGAGCCCAUGCACUCCGACUCCGAGGACGGGGAGGAGGAGGAGGCGGCGCCCGCAGACGCAGGGGCGUUCAAUGCUCCAGUAAUAAACCGAUUCACAAGGCGUGCCUCAGUAUGUGCAGAAGCUUAUAAUCCUGAUGAAGAAGAAGAUGAUGCAGAGUCCAGGAUUAUACAUCCAAAAACUGAUGAUCAAAGAAAUAGAUUGCAAGAGGCUUGCAAAGACAUCCUGCUGUUUAAAAAUCUGGAUCCGGAGCAGAUGUCUCAAGUAUUAGAUGCCAUGUUUGAAAAAUUGGUCAAAGAUGGGGAGCAUGUAAUUGAUCAAGGUGACGAUGGUGACAACUUUUAUGUAAUUGAUAGAGGCACAUAUGAUAUUUAUGUGAAAUGUGAUGGUGUUGGAAGAUGUGUUGGUAACUAUGAUAAUCGUGGGAGUUUCGGCGAACUGGCCUUAAUGUACAAUACACCCAGAGCAGCUACAAUCACUGCUACCUCUCCUGGUGCUCUGUGGGGUUUGGACAGGGUAACCUUCAGGAGAAUGAUUGUGAAAAACAAUGCCAAAAAGAGGAAAAUGUAUGAAAGCUUUAUUGAGUCACUGCCAUUCCUUAAAUCUUUGGAGUUUUCUGAACGCCUGAAAGUAGUAGAUGUGAUAGGCACCAAAGUAUACAACGAUGGAGAACAAAUCAUUGCUCAGGGAGAUUCGGCUGAUUCUUUUUUCAUUGUAGAAUCUGGAGAAGUGAAAAUUACUAUGAAAAGAAAGGGUAAAUCAGAAGUGGAAGAGAAUGGUGCAGUAGAAAUCGCUCGAUGUUCGCGAGGACAGUACUUUGGAGAGCUUGCCCUGGUAACUAACAAACCUCGAGCAGCUUCUGCGCAUGCCAUCGGGACUGUCAAAUGUUUAGCAAUGGAUGUGCAAGCAUUUGAAAGGCUUCUGGGACCUUGCAUGGAAAUUAUGAAAAGGAACAUAGCUACCUAUGAAGAACAAUUAGUUGCCCUGUUUGGAACAAACAUGGAUAUUGUUGAACCCACUGCAUGAAGCAAAAGUAUGGAGCAAGACCUAUAGUGACAAAAUUACACAGUAGUGGUUAGUCCACUGAGAAUGUGUUUGUGUAGAUGCCAAGCAUUUUCUGUGAUUUCAGGUUUUUUCCUUUUUUUACAUUUACAACGUAUCAAUAAACAGUAGUGAUUUAAUAGUCAAUAGGCUUUAACAUCACUUCCUAAAGAGUAGUUCAGAAAAAAAUCAACAUACCAAUAAAAUGACUUUGUACUCCACAAAAUUAUGACCGAAAGGUUUAUUAAAAUGAUUGUAAUAUAUAGAAAGUAUCUGUGUUUAAGAAGAUAAUUAAAGGAUGUUAUCAUAGGCUAUAUGUGUUUUACUUAUUCAGACUGAGAUAUUAGUGACUAUCCCCAUGUAAGAGGGCACUUGGCAAUUAAACAUGCUACACAGCAUGGCAUCACAUUUUUUUUUUUUUUUAUAACUCGUUAUACAGAGUAAAAUUUUAAUCAUUUUUGUUUUAAAGUUUUCUAGCUUGAUAAGUUAUGUGCUGGCCUUGGCCUGUUGGUGAAAUGGUAUAAAAUAUCAUAUGCAAUUUUGAAACUUUUUAUAUUUUUGCAAUAAAGUACAUUUUGACUUCGUUGGCAUAAUGUCAGUAACCUACAUAUUCCAGUGGGUUUAUGGACAGGCAGUUUAGUCAUUAUGAUAAUAAGGAAAAGAAUCUUUUAGAUGAGAGAUCAUUAACGCAUUUUUCCCAUAUCAAGCAUAUAUCUGCUUCCUCUUUUUAUUUUGCAAUUCUCCAUGUUCUAUAUCUUUAAAAAUUUGGGCCGGGCGCAGUGGCUCAUGCCUGUAAUCCCAGCACUUUGGGAGGCUGAGGCGGGCGGAUCAU
Molecule: messenger RNA, 2368 nt
Organism: Rhinopithecus roxellana (golden snub-nosed monkey)
Lineage: Eukaryota; Metazoa; Chordata; Mammalia; Primates; Cercopithecidae
Gene: PRKAR2B
Product: protein kinase cAMP-dependent type II regulatory subunit beta
Exons: 11
Coding region: 256-1521 (421 amino acids)
Biological process (GO): regulation of protein phosphorylation
Cellular component (GO): cAMP-dependent protein kinase complex
Molecular function (GO): cAMP-dependent protein kinase regulator activity
Source: RefSeq, a predicted model, not a curated record